Messenger RNA from Exophiala spinifera, 372 nucleotides. RefSeq lists its product as uncharacterized. The coding region runs from base 1 to 372 and encodes 123 amino acids. NCBI's taxonomy places the organism in Eukaryota, Fungi, Ascomycota, Eurotiomycetes, Chaetothyriales, Herpotrichiellaceae. Gene Ontology annotation, molecular function: structural constituent of cell wall. The transcript is spliced from 3 exons. The record is from RefSeq and is a predicted model, not a curated record. Gene Ontology annotation, cellular component: fungal-type cell wall.
AUGCGCGCUGCAAUCAUCGUUUUCGGCAUCACAGCCCUCACCGCCAUAACCCAGGCCAUCCCAACCGAAUCGAAGAAACGUGACCUCUACGUGAGAACUGCAUCUGCCGACGUGAGCUGUGGCAAUGACCAGGUCAUUUCAUGCUGCGACACCAACAAAAUGACCAGCGGCACCACCCACGCAGGUAUCAUGGGCGCAGGAAACGUUCUCGACGGCGUCCUUGGAGGCGCUUGCUCCCCAUUGGGUGUCGGCAUUCUUAGUGGUGGUCUGCCCGUCACCGACGCCUGCGGCAACAACGUGGCGGCAUGCUGCACGGGCGAUCAGAAUGGCGGUCUCCUCAACCUCCAAUGCAACUCCUUGAACGUUCUCUAG